AGCCUCCGUUCCAAUUAUUCCACGAAACACCGCGUUUUUGUUUACAUUUCUUCUCCUCCUUCUUCCUCUCUCUCUCUUCGCCGUCAGGUCUUACCCAUUCUUCGGUCUUCACUCCCGCGGUUUUCUUUGCUUCUUGAUUUUAUCGGGAAAGUCUGCAGGAAAAUUUCGAAACUCGGUAAGAGAGGUGCGGGUUUUAAAGUCGUACUCAAAAACUUGUAAAUUUGCGUAUGGAUUUAGCUGGCUAUGGAUAGAAUUAUAGCUCGUGUGAAGAAAUCGUCGGCUAGGGGAGGGGAUAAAACGCCGACGAGGCGAUUAGAGCGCCGUGACGCCUUGAAGCAUAUCAAUUAUGACGCAGCGUCGAUAUCUACUUGGUCAGCUGAAGAUCUCUCGGCUUCGACUUCUUCUCUGGUGACGCGCUCUCUGGAGUUCCCAGAUCGAACCAGUUUCCGAAUCUUCGGAGGUGGAGAUGGAGAAAUGGAUCGGAUUUACAAGUCUCUUGGUUUGUCUGGUCCUGAUGAUUUGGCUAUUUCUUUUGACGCCUGGGAAGCUUGCAAGAAGCGUUCGUCCUCAGAUGUUAUCAACAGGUUCAAGUCUUUCGAGCUGGAUCUUCACAAUUUGAGUGAAGCAGCUCCUAGUGGUGAUGCUGUUAAUUCUUCCGAUACAGAUAAUAAUAGUACUGAAUUGACUCAGUCCGAGUCGAGCAAGUUUGGGAGUUUUAGGAAUUUGGCGGGUAAGGUUGCACUUGAUACUGGUACUGAAGUGAACAAGCGUGGUCUUGAGCGAGCACCCACGAUUACGUUAGAGUCGAGUCUUAUUCUGAAUCACAGUGAUGUUGCUGAUGGUGGUACUGAAGAGAACACGCGUGGUCUUGAGCGAGCACCGACCAUUACUGUAAAGUCUAGAGGUUAUCUCGUUCCGAAUUACAGUGAUGUUGGUGGUACAGGAGAAAACAAGCUUGGUCUUGAGCGAACACCGACCAUUACUGUAAAAUCGAGAGGUUAUCUUGUUCCAAAUCACAGUGAUGUUGUGGCUGAUGUUACUGGUUGUGGUGGUAUAAAGGGAGUAAGACCACCGGUGCUUAAGCCUCCUCCGGCGAAACGACCUCCUAUUGAUCAUCAAGGAUCAUCUUGGGAUUUCCUUACGCAUUUCGCUCUAGAGGAUGGAAUAGUUAGGCCGCCAAGUUCCUCUUCUUCUUCUUCCAACAAUGGAGAGGAAGCUCUGGAAGAGGAAGUGGAAAGAGAUACGGAAGGCGAAGCGAGGUUUCUUGAGUCCGUGGAUACAGCUGAUGAGGCAUGCUCGUUCACUACGAACGAAGGUGGUGACUCCUCAAGCACUGUAUCCAAUACUUCGCCCAUUUAUGCAAACGGUGGAUCUAUUAUCACGUCGUGGCAGAAGGGUGGACUUCUGGGACGAGGAUCAUUUGGCUCCGUUUAUGAAGGCAUUUCAGGGGAUGGGGACUUCUUUGCUGUCAAGGAAGUUUCACUACUUGAACAGGGAAGUCAGGCACAAGAAUGCAUACAACAACUUGAGGGGGAGAUUGCACUACUUAGUCAGCUUCAGCAUCAGAACAUCGUAAGAUAUCGUGGCACUGCCAAGGAUGGGUCGAAUUUGUACAUCUUUCUUGAACUUGUAACCCAGGGGUCUCUUUCAAAGCUCUACCAAAGAUACCAGCUUAGGGACUCUGUAGUCUCCGUGUACACUAGACAAAUUCUUGAUGGUUUGAAGUACCUCCACGACAAAGGUUUUAUCCACAGGGACAUCAAAUGUGCAAACAUAUUGGUGGACGCCAGCGGAGCUGUCAAGCUUGCAGAUUUUGGAUUAGCAAAGGUUUCAAAAUUGAACGACAUUAAGUCCUGCAAGGGAACCCCAUUCUGGAUGGCUCCAGAGGUUAUUAACCCCAAGCGUACUGAUGGGUAUGGAAGUUCAGCUGAUAUAUGGAGCCUUGGGUGCACAGUGCUGGAAAUGCUUACUGGUCAGAUCCCCUACUGCGAUCUAGAAAACCCCGUCCAAGCCCUGUUUAGGAUCGGAAGGGGUGUUCUUCCGGACAUACCUGAUACAUUAUCCCUCGAUGGCCGUGAUUUCAUAACUAAAUGUCUCAAAGUGGACCCGGAAGAGCGGCCAACUGCGGCUGAGCUGCUAAACCAUCCAUUUGUGAGAAGGCCCUUAGCAUCCUCGAGCUCAGGCUCAGGCUCAGGCUUGGGAUUGGGAUCAGCAUCUCCGCAUGUCCAUAGACGAGACUAAAGAGCUUUGGAGUCUAACAUUGAUGGUUUAAUGUGUUAUGAGAGCAGCGGUAAGCAGAAGAUUUGUGAAAGAUGAGACCCCGUAAAAACUAGAAACUAUUAGGGAAACACGAGAUACGAUUCUUCAACACACGUCCGGUUCAGUUAGGCAGCAAGCUAAACUGGCUGGAGGAGACAUAUCCUUUAGGUUCGUUACUGGCUCAUUAGUUGGUUAUUUGUGGUAAGUUGUAUUAUGUUGGCCGUAAUUUGACAGCUUGAGAUCCAUAUUCUUCUAGGAAAAUGAUAAAAUAGAGUGUCGAUCUUGGUGUUUUGAGUGUACAGGGUUUGUAAGUUUUUUAAAAAUGUAAUGUAUGAGCUUUUUAAAAAUAUUGUUGUAUUUAAAUACAUAUUUUGUUUUCAAUAACAUUUUUUUACAUUAAUUAGGG
This is a messenger RNA of Eruca vesicaria subsp. sativa (arugula), 2665 nucleotides long. The record is from the annotation of a GenBank genome assembly. NCBI's taxonomy places the organism in Eukaryota, Viridiplantae, Streptophyta, Magnoliopsida, Brassicales, Brassicaceae.